This is a messenger RNA of Salpingoeca rosetta, 1820 nucleotides long. RefSeq lists its product as uncharacterized. NCBI's taxonomy places the organism in Eukaryota, Choanoflagellata, Craspedida, Salpingoecidae. The record is from RefSeq and is a predicted model, not a curated record. Bases 107 to 1525 code for a protein of 472 amino acids. Gene Ontology annotation, molecular function: protein binding. The transcript is spliced from 2 exons.
UACACCCCCAUAUCAAAUCCAAACCAACAACCGCUGUCAAGCUAGUCGUCGCAGCGAUUCAGGCACACCCACUUCCGACACAAGCACGCACUGCAACAGAGCGAUCAUGACAGACGCCGCUGACACCAACUACGACCACUAUCACCAGCAGCGCAUGCAGGUGACACCGGAGCAGGUAGUUGACAAGCUGCUUGGGCAGGAGGUGCCCAAGGCCCUGCAUGAGCUCCAUUCUUCCGUUGUCAACCUGUCACAGGUGGCAGAGCAUGUGGACCAGACAUAUGCGGCAGUGGCUGCAACACGAGACACACAGCAAGCCUUUGCGCAGGCCAAGCAGUUCACGGUGCAAGCCCUGGCCAGCGUUGCCUAUCAAAUCAACGCCGCGUCCACCGCCAUCCUUCAAAGCAUGGACGCCCAGGACGAGAAUGUGCGGCUCCUCACCACAGAAGUCGCCGGCCCGCGCCGCAAGAUUCUGAUGCAGGAGGAGCAGCGCGGGCGACGCGCCAUCUCCGGGCUGACAGAGCCCGUGUCGCGAAGCCGCAAACGCAUCUGCGCGCCCAUCGAGCUCGACAUGACGCAGCCGCCCGUGUCCCGCCGCAUCGACUACGACGCCCUCGACAACUUGGGCACCGGCGUGCGCGUACAGAUGGCGCGGAAUGACGGCCACGCACGAACUAUGGGUGGCCACCCUCCCAUGCAACAGCAGCACCCUCAUCAGCAACAGCAGCACAUGUCAUCCAUGUCGGCCACAGGACGAGCUUCGCCAAACGGUCUUGAUACGUCCCAGCUGUACGCCUCUGUUUCCUACGGCAACGUGUCGAGCAUGCCCAUGCCUGCUGUCCCGUCUGCGCCGCGCGUUGGCGGUGGCGAUCCGUUGGACAUCUACGACAUGCCCCGCAACAUUGGUGCACCAAGCAUGGCGCCGCCAGUAAUGCCUUUCGCUCCGCCCGCCAUCCCAGCUGUGCCGGCCGUCCCGGCGCCCACCGUGCCCUCGGUGCUUUCGAUGGCGCCACCACCUGGCCCACCCCAGCAGCCAUCGGGCGCCACAGAGCCCGCGGAGGACAACAUCUAUGGCGAGCCGCUGCCCGCGUCCACGGGAGCCAGCACCACCAGCAUGCCCACCAUGUCGCUCCUGCCGCCUCCGCCGCCACCGCUCGCCGCAGCAGCAGCAACAACAACCGCAGGCCAGACGCUCGAUGAUGACAUGUAUGAAACAAUCGACAAGGAAGACACAGCGGAUUCUGACAACCUGUAUGGGAUGGUGCUGCCGUCCCAGGCGCUGUCACCGCCGGCACCGCCAGCAGCGGAGAAGAAGACGUUUGACCUGUCCAAUCUGGAAGAGUAUCCGACGGCGGUGAGCACGUUCGACUAUGAAGCGGAGCGCGAAGACGAGCUCUCGUUCAAGGAGGGCGAGUACAUCACCAUCCUCAAGAAGAACGACGACGGCUGGUUUGAGGGCGUCAUUGGCGACCGCCACGGCCUCUUCCCGGGCAACUACUGCGAGGAAGUGCAGGAGUCAACCACCUGAUGCGCUUUGUGUGCUUGGUUUUGUUUGUUUGUGCGUGUGUCUGUGUUUGUCUGUGGUUAUGUGUGUGUGUGUGUGUGUGUGUGUGUGUGUGUGUGUGUGUGUGUGUGUGUGUGCGCGCGCGCGUGUGCGUGUGUGUAUGAUCAUCGUGUUGAUGAGGAAGGGGGAAGUGCUUUUCAUGGUCUGCUGGGAAGCGGGGUGUGCUUUAAUGCGGCCAAUGUGUGGCCAACCAGGGUAACAGCAGGGGUGGGGCCAGUCCGGGGUUCAGUUUAACACAAAACAAAAAAGGAACCAACGC